UUGUUAAUACUACCUUUUAUAAAAAAGUGUUCAUAUCCCCAUUAUCCUUAUCUUGUUCAAUUCAGGAAGUGUCCGAAAUUAAUUAUUCGGGUAGUGUAAACAGUUCCGGAUGUGUAGUGUUAAAUUCAGUGGCCGUUAUAAUUGUGGAUGAUACUGGCGUGUACACCCCCAGUAUAGAAGAACGGCGGAAAACACAAAAGGUUGGCCGCAGCGCAGGAAGCGGCGGCUCAGGCGGUACAGCAGCAGCAGGCGGGGGCGGGCGCAGCUGAUAGAAUGGGGGGCGCCAGCGCGGCAGGAGGACAGGGGCCAUCCUCGUUGUUCCUGUUCUCCGAGGAGAACCCCAUCCGUAGAUACACGCGCUUCAUCAUCGAGUGGCCUCCGUUCGAAUAUGCCGUGCUUUUGACAAUCAUAGCCAACUGUAUUGUGCUGGCGCUGGAGGAGCACCUGCCCAAUCACGACAAGACUUCACUAGCACAAAAACUAGAGAAAACUGAAGUUUACUUUCUAGGAAUCUUUUGUGUUGAAGCUUCUCUAAAAAUUUUAGCCUUAGGUUUUGUUUUACAUAGAGGAUCAUAUCUUAGAAACAUUUGGAACAUUAUGGAUUUCUUUGUCGUGUUAACAGGGUUUCUGACGUUGUUCCCUCAGGAGAUCAUAGCAGUGGACCUGCGCACGUUGCGGGCUAUUCGAGUGCUAAGACCUCUCAAGCUAGUCUCUGGCAUCCCUAGCCUGCAGGUCGUGCUGAAGUCCAUAAUAAAGGCCAUGGCCCCGUUGCUGCAAAUUGGACUGUUGGUGCUGUUCGCCAUCGUGAUAUUCGCUAUCAUCGGCUUGGAGUUUUACUCGGGAGCAUUGCAUCGGACGUGCUAUAGCCUUUACGAUAUAGAUGAAAUAGUGAAAGAAGGAGAUGAGGAAGUACCUUGCAAUACGGAUAAUGAAACACAAGCAAAAUCGCAAGGUAGCAACUGGUGUCGAGAUGGUAAUUCCGUGUGCUUGGAAAGAUGGCAAGGACCCAACAACGGCAUCACGUCCUUCGAUAACAUCGGUUUUGCUAUGCUCACGGUAUUCCAAUGCAUCACUAUGGAGGGGUGGACGUCUAUACUCUACUGGAUGAAUGAUGCAGUUGGGAGUUAUUUUAACUGGAUGUAUUUCGUUCCACUUAUCGUUUUGGGUUCUUUUUUCAUGUUAAAUCUUGUUCUUGGUGUCCUCAGCGGCGAAUUUGCGAAAGAAAGAGAAAAAGUAGAAAAUCGGCAAGAAUUUUUAAAGCUAAGAAGGGCAGCACAGCUAGAAAGAGAGUUAAAUGGCUAUGUGCAGUGGAUAUGUAAAGCAGAGGAAGUUAUAUUGGCGGAGGAACGAACAACAGAAGAAGAAAAGCUCCAUAUUAUGGAGGCAAGAAGAAGAGCUGCAAAGAAAAAGAAAUUGAAGAAAAUGGGGAAAAGUAAAAGUACAGACACUGAAGAGGAAGAACAAGAGGAAGACGUGGGAGAUGAUGAGUCUAAGCAAAAGCUAAAAGGUUUUGGAAGGACAUCGUACCUGAAAUCUCGCGUCAAAGGACAAGGAGGAUGUGCACGUUUCUGGCGUGCCGAGAAAAGAUUCCGUUUUUCCAUCAGACACAUGGUCAAAACCCAGUGGUUCUACUGGUCAGUCAUCAUGCUUGUCUUUUUCAACACAUUUUGUGUUGCCGUCGAGUACCACGGCCAGCCGCAGUGGUUGAGCGAUUUUCUUUAUUAUGCUGAGUAUGUUUUCUUGGGCUUGUUUAUGUCAGAGAUGUUCAUAAAAAUGUACGCUCUGGGCCCAAGAAUAUAUUUUGAAUCAGCCUUCAACCGUUUCGACUGUGUUGUAAUAUCAGGGUCCAUUUUCGAGGUCAUCUGGUCUGAGGUGAAGGGUGGCUCUUUUGGUCUUUCAGUACUGAGAGCUCUCAGACUGCUCAGGAUAUUUAAGGUUACGAAGUAUUGGUCCUCGCUACGAAACCUCGUCAUCUCUCUGCUCAACUCGAUGCGAUCCAUCAUUUCUCUGUUGUUUCUUCUCUUCUUGUUCAUUCUUAUAUUCGCGCUGCUCGGAAUGCAGCUAUUCGGUGGUCAGUUUAACUUUGAAAACGGCACUCCUCCGGCGAACUUUAACACUUUUCCGAUAGCACUCUUAACAGUAUUUCAAAUAUUAACCGGUGAAGACUGGAACGAAGUAAUGUAUAAUGGCAUCGACGCGUCAGGAGGACCAAAUAGGGGAGGAAUGGUCUACUCGCUCUAUUUCAUUAUACUUAUGCUCUUCGGUAAUUACACUCUGCUCAACGUGUUCUUGGCUAUCGCCGUCGAUAAUUUGGCGAACGCUCAGGAACUAACUGCGGCUGAGGAAGAACAAGCCGAAGAGAACAAAGAAAAACAAGCAUUGGAACUGGAGAAAGAGAUGGAAUCGUUGACCAUGGAGGGAUCAAACCCCCGUGUCGAGGUCUGUCCUCCCAGUCCAAUCAGGUCGAGGAAGAAGAAAGAAGAAAAGCCUCCUGAGGAGGAAGAAGAGAUUGUUGGCCCGAAACCUAUGCUGCCAUAUACUAGCAUGUUUAUACUCUCAUCUACAAAUCCUGUAAGAAGAUGUGCACAUUGGAUAGUGAAUCUGAGAUAUUUCGAUUUCUUUAUUAUGGUUGUCAUCUGCCUUAGUUCGAUGGCAUUGGCCGCUGAAGAUCCAGUGGAUGAGAAGUCAUUUCGUAAUAGUAUAUUAGAUAAAUUCGAUUACGCCUUCACGGGAGUAUUCGCCGUGGAGAUGUUCCUGAAGAUUGUCGAUCUUGGUGUCAUACUACAUCCGGGCUCGUAUCUUAGGGAGUUUUGGAACAUCAUGGACGCCGUCGUGGUGAUCUGUGCUUUAGUCUCCAUGGGAUUUGAUUUUGCGCAAAGUUCUGCGGGUGCCAACUUGUCCACCAUCAAAUCUCUGCGAGUGCUUCGGGUGUUAAGACCUUUAAAAACAAUUAAACGAGUGCCCAAAUUAAAAGCAGUGUUCGACUGUUUAGUGAACUCAUUAAAAAAUGUGAUAAACAUUCUUAUAGUGUAUAUAUUAUUCCACUUUAUAUUUGCUGUGAUCGCCGUUCAGUUGUUCAACGGAAAAUUUUUUCAUUGUACUGAUGCUAGUAAAUUUACGGAAUCCACGUGCCAGGGUCAGUAUUUUGUAUAUGAAGAAGACAGUGAUGUGCCUCGUGUAGAACCUCGAGUGUGGAGUGUACAAAAGUUCCAUUACGAUGAUGUAGCAAUGGCUAUGUUGACUCUAUUUGCUGUGCAAACGGGGGAAGGCUGGCCGACGGUUCUUCAAAAUUCAAUGGCUGCCACUUAUGAAGAUCAAGGCCCUAUACAAAAUUUUCGUAUAGAAAUGUCCAUUUUCUACAUUGUAUAUUUUGUAGUGUUUCCUUUUUUCUUUGUAAAUAUAUUCGUAGCCUUGAUCAUUAUAACCUUUCAAGAACAGGGUGAAGCUGAACUACAAAGUGGUGAAAUUGAUAAAAAUCAAAAAUCUUGUAUCGAUUUUACAAUACAAGCACGUCCAUUAGAAAGAUACAUGCCAAAUAAAAGAAAUAGCUUCAAAUAUAAAAUUUGGAGGAUAGUUGUUUCUACGCCAUUCGAAUAUCUCAUCAUGAUGUUAAUUGUUUUUAAUACGUUAUUGCUUAUGAUGAAGUACCACGAGUCUCCGCCCUUGUUGUCCGACAUCCUGGCGGCAAUGAAUAUACUCUUUACUUUUCUCUUCCUAUGUGAGACAGUCCUCAAGUUGAUCGCCUUUGGUAUUAAGAAUUUCUUCAAAGAUCCAUGGAAUACAUUUGACUUCGUGACAGUUGUGGGGAGUAUAGUUGAUGCAAUGGUGGUGGAAUUUGGUGAGAGGGCUGCCAAAAUGGCCAAAGAAAGGGAAAAUUUCAUCAACGUUGGUUUCCUGCGGUUAUUUCGUGCCGCUCGUUUAAUAAAACUUUUACGCCAAGGAUAUACAAUAAGAAUUUUGCUUUGGACUUUUGUUCAAAGCUUUAAAGCUCUUCCAUACGUCUGUCUUCUUAUUGCCAUGCUGUUUUUCAUCUAUGCUAUAAUAGGAAUGCAGGUGUUUGGAAACAUUGCGGAAUUGCCAAAUGAAUCUAUCACCCGCCAUAAUAAUUUUCGAAAUUUCAUUCAGGGACUAAUGUUAUUAUUUAGGUGCGCCACUGGCGAGAACUGGCCGAGUAUUAUGUUGUCUUGUAUUAAAAAUCAGCCAUGUGAUCCAAAUUCAGGAAAAGAACCAAAUAGUUGUGGUUCAAAUUUAGCGUAUAUGUAUUUUGUAUCUUUUAUAUUUUUUUGUUCGUUUUUGAUGUUAAAUUUAUUCGUUGCCGUCAUUAUGGAUAAUUUUGAUUAUUUAACAAGGGAUUCGUCUAUAUUAGGCGCGCAUCACUUAGAUGAGUUCGUCAGGAUAUGGGCGGAGUAUGAUCCCAAUGCAACUGGGAAAAUUCAUUACUCUGAAAUGUAUGAUAUGUUAAAAAACAUGGAUCCCCCACUGGGAUUUGGAAACAAGUGCCCAAAUAGAUUAGCAUAUAAAAAAUUAAUUAGAAUGAAUAUGCCAGUAGAUAAUGAAGGAAAAGUUAAUUUUACCACAACUUUAUUUGCUCUUAUUCGUGAAAAUCUUAAUAUUAAGAUGCGAGCAGCUGAAGAAAUGGACCAAGCUGAUGCUGAAUUAAAAGAGACAAUCAAAAACAUCUGGCCACUUCAAGCCAAAAAUAUGGUGGAUUUGCUAGUUCCCCCAAACGACCAAUUAAAUGCGGGAAAACUAACUGUCGGUAAAAUAUACGGGGGUCUCUUAAUUUUGGAAAGCUGGAGAUGUACCAGAUUCGGCCAGGUGGAGGCCCCAGGACUGCCGGGUUUUGGAAAUAGUCCUUCAACAAAUCACGCGGUGAUGGAAUUUCAAGAUGUGCUUGGUUCACGAAGACCUUCCUGUGAUAGCGUAGGUGACCAGCAACAUCUUCAUCCAGGAUUUGGAAAUUCACAUCGUAGAUCUCCCAGUCUAAGACGUGGAAAUUCUCCGUCCCUUCAAAGAAGCCCAUCUCCGCGUAGAAGAUACCAACCUUUGCACCACGACAUUGGUUUCUCUGAUACCGUCUCAAAUGUAGUAGAAAUUGUAAAGCACGAGCAUCAGCGGCAUCAACGAAGAUUCGUCAGAGAAUUUUCGGCGCUAGGUUCCUGGUCGGCGUCUACAAGCCCCGCCCGAUCGCCUUCGCCUAGCGGCGGCGCUGGCCGCCACAACUCCCGGUACGGCCCUAUGCGAACGUCGACGCGACGCCACUACGGAACCACUAGUCUUUGUCAGCGGUCCAGGUCGCCUAGUCCGACACACCCUUUACCCCAACCCCAAGGACCUCCCGCUAUAGAUGUGUUCACAGCGGGCGCAGUGGUGGGCAUCCCAAUGCCGCAGAGUGCCGCCCACCAGGGAAGCGUGCAGCACAGCCACCCGCUGUUGGGUGGGCGCCGCGGCCAAGGCCGACGCCUGCCUCCCACACCGUGCAAGCCUUCCACUCUCCAGCUUCGACCGGGUACUAUUAACUUCCCCAAAUUGAAUGCCUCCCCCACGCAUCAGCUGCAAACCCAGUCGGCCCACGCAACUCCGCACACCAUGCCGCACAACUUCCACCGCGAGAGGGAGCCGCUGCGCGAGAUCGUGCCGGCAUCCGUCACUGCACCCCCACCCCUUACGGCGGCGAACACUCAGCCGGGCGCCGCUCCUCCGCGGGACUCAAACCAGACGCCGCUCAGCUUCGAGCAGGCGGUGGCACUAGGUCGAGGUGGUAGGAUGCUGCCCAGUCCAGUGCCGAACGGUUACAAACCGAAACCUACCAGGUCGCGGCAUUCUGAUUCCGAUGACGACGACUGGUGCUAGCACAGGGAGAACGCCCGCGACUGAGUCGGAACAGAGGCGGGCGCACUUAGGAUGGGAACGAUGUUGACCUUGGAGGGGAAUUGUCGGAGCCGCGUUGAGUUUGAGUUGAGUGCAAGCGCGCGAAACCGUUUCAUGGGAACGGGCCUUAAAAUGUUGUUAAAGAGGGUUUUUGUCUUUAUCGUUAUUUGUUGCUAUUAGAGACGAAAAAUCUAACCAAAUGUACAGACUGAGUCGCAGUUAUUGUUCGACACCAUUUAUUUCCUAAACCACAAGCGAAGCUGUUUAACAAUAAUUUCAUUAAAAUUACAUUCAGCUAUUAAUAAUUUUUAUGUUGCAGUCACUAUUUAAUACAUUUUCUAUAUAAUUUGAAUUCUAUUAUUACAUUUUACUAUAAUUAUUACUUAUUCGCUCAAAUUUCUGAGUUUAUUUAGUAGUAAAUUUAACGUUAAUCCAAAUGUUUCUUCUAUAAAUAAUUUUUAGUAAAUAUCGAUGAGAUUUUAUGUAUUCAUAUUGGACUACAAAUAAGGUGAGAAGGUUAAACUUGCAGUGGGGAUUAGGAAUUGUGUUAAUAGUGACUGCAUAUUUAAAAUGUGAGAUAACAUUUUUGUAAUUAAUAACAAAUAUUAUGUUAACAUGGUUUAGUGAAACUGAGUGGCUACAGAAUAAUAAUUUUCUCAAGUCAGCUCAAUUUCGUCGAAUUUCUCCACUUAUAAUAUCGUUUUUGACCAUGUGCGACACGAGCGCAGGACUUGGCGUUCUCGUUCACGAUUGUGCGACAAAUUUAAAGACAGUUUCACAUGUUAUUAAACAAAAGUUAACUGGCCUUUCAGGAAUUGAAUAUUUAAAACUGAGACAUUAAAAUAAUGUGUGUUGUCGUUUGCGCGACCACUGAUGGACACAUAGAACUCGUACGUUUGGACAUUUUAAUUAAAUUUUGUAACUACUGCCAAUAAUUAUAUUUACUACCAUAACCUUUGUGUUACCCUUUAAGGUGAUGUGCGAGCUGCUGAUUCGUAUACAUGUAAAUAACUAAUAAUGAUUGGUAGUUUUGAAUUUUACAUAAAUGUUAUUUAUACCAAACCAUAUUAUUCUGAUAAAAUAAUUAUAAUUCUUCCCUAAAGUGCUUUAAAUCACUAAAUUUACGAAACAUACUUGUUACAUCAAUUGUAAUUUGAAUUGUUGUCUUAAUUUUUGGGUGAUGACUUAGGGCACUUCUAACAUAAAAGUAAAAAUAAUAAAAAUUAAGAUUUUACUUAAAUAAAACUUAAAAUUUUAUUUCAAUUUAUAUAUUUAGUUUCAUUGACUAACUUUAAAAAAUGUUUAUAAAUUUUAAAUAAAAUUAUUAUUUAUUAAUUUUUUAAUUAUUAUAUCUUCAAAAUAGACGUUUGUAAAAUAUUUUUAUAUUAGAGUUGCCUUUUGCCACAUCCUAAUUUUAAUGUUAUUAGUUGUAACAUUAUUUCUGUGAUAUGAGCACUGUCGUGUUGUCGUGGGGCAGUUAAUCUCACGUCUCCUGCGUUCGAGUUUAUAUGUUUUUGUUCGAACAUACCAUCUUAAACUAAUGUACACUACAUCUUUAGACUUUUAACAAUUUUGAUGGGGUCACCCUUCUCAUCUAGUUUAUUAAAAAGGAUGCCUUAUAACUUUAAAACAAAAGUCUACGCAGACAUAUUAAUUUGUGAAAAUUGUGUAGCUGACCUGUAUUAAACAUUUUUAAAAUAAUUUUGUGGCAACAAAACUUAACCUUCCCAAUGGACGUAUUCUUUCAUUAAAUUCAAUGGUCGGAAAUAUAGUACCGUAUUAUUACAAUAAAGAGUGUCUUAACUUUAAAAUUGUACUGCAUAUGAAACUCGGUUUUAAUCAAAUUUCAGUUGAGGGUCUUCCAAUUUAUUUUAUCAUUUCCCAGACUCCAAGAUUUAUUUUUGCGACAGUGUGUACAUAAACUCUAAGCGAAUGUAACAAAAAUUAGAUCUAGUGUAAGAAGAUUCACAAAAUCAAAAACAUACAAAGACACUCAGGGUAUCAUUUCUGCUACGUUUGUCAUUGAAUUUUAUGUAGAAUACACCUUACCAUCAUCUAAAAUCAAAGACUCGUUACUGGAAUAUAAAUCAACAAUUCUUCCAAAGAAUUCCAUUUCCGCCCGUGGAGAAAUGUCUGAAGGUUAAAUUUGGUUUGUAUGACAUCAAUGUAAAACUUUUAUAUGCUAAUUUAGGCUAAUGUGGAUAUUAUUUCGAACGUAAAUGUACUUUGUCUAGUUGAUUCUACUUACAUGGUUAAACUGUUUUUAAUAUAAAAAGUUUAUGUAUAAAAUAUAUCUAUUUAAAGCAUUUUAAAGAAUACGCUAGACGAGUACUUUACAUUGAUUUAUUCUAUAUAUAAUGAUUAUAUAACGUGGUUAUCACAUAACAUCAAGUAUUGUCAUUGAAGACAAACCUACCCUUGGAGGCCGAUUCCUUAAGAAGAAAAGGAGGCAAGAUUGAAAUACUAACCUGUGUUAGUGUGGUAAAUAUAAAAAAUAUAUAUUUACAGUCUCUUUAAAUUUUGUGUUUUCUUAGUUGGUAUAUUGAAAGCCAAAAAAAUACUGCCAUAGCAAAAUUUAUGUUUGAAUAUGUUAAGGGCGGUUCAAAGUAACAAUUAUGAUUUCAAUUUACUUGUUUUUGUAUAAUAAGACCCAAAAUCCAUGUUCCGGGUUAUAUAGUUAUCAAGUUAUCGUAAAUACGUAGAAGCUAACUUUUGUAGGACCAAAUAAUAUAACCCCAAUGUAACCACCGUGGUUGACCUUGCCUCGUUUUCUUCCCGUUGUUUUUAUUAUUAACAUUAAUUGAUAUUUCUGCCAAUUCUACAAAAAUGCGGGUCUCGUAUUAAUAAAAUAAUUCUGUAGUUUAGGUCAUAGCUUAGAUAUGAGAAUGUGCGUGCGAAGUUCAUAUACAUGUGUGUUGUUCGAACGAGUGAAUGAUUGUUUAAAAAACGGUAUGCUUGAGUGACAGUUUGGACAUCGAGAGACAUUUCUUGAAUUAUUGUUUUAAUGAAAUUGUUUGUAUAAAUAGCUACAGUCCAAAUUUUAUAUUUAAACUUAUAUAAAGUCCAUAUAUAAAUUGAGAUGUCUUUUGCUGUUCGCUGAGCCGAAGUUAUUUCAGAGGUGGUGCUAUUAAAAACUGUUAAUAAAGUAAAUAAAGUAUUAUCUUGUUAUAUACAUACCUAGGAGCAUAAUUUAUCUCUAGAUAGUAAGAAAUUGUCGGCAUCACCUUUGAAAUUGGUUAAUGUACAUAUAAAUUUAUACAUCUUUUUCGUAAUUAUGUUAUUGAACGUUUAUGUAUUUAUCCAUCAGUUAGACUUUGCAUUAGUGUUAAUAAUAAUCGCUUUAAAGCCCAUUUUUUAAUGAAAAUUGUGAAUAAAUAAUAAUAUGCUA
This is a messenger RNA of Aethina tumida (small hive beetle), 9259 nucleotides long. RefSeq names its product voltage-dependent calcium channel type A subunit alpha-1 (gene cac). Lineage: Eukaryota; Metazoa; Arthropoda; Insecta; Coleoptera; Nitidulidae. The record is from RefSeq and is a predicted model, not a curated record. The coding region runs from base 274 to 5853 and encodes 1859 amino acids. Gene Ontology annotation, cellular component: membrane; voltage-gated calcium channel complex. The transcript is spliced from 35 exons. Gene Ontology annotation, biological process: chemical synaptic transmission; calcium ion import across plasma membrane. Gene Ontology annotation, molecular function: calcium ion binding; high voltage-gated calcium channel activity.